GCAUUUUUGGUAGGAAAGUUACCUUACCGCGAAUUCCUUCCACCGGAAAUUUAUAGGUUCCAUCGAUCUCGUCAAUUUCCCUAAUUUUACUGGGUGUUUGUUUUACACUCUGUUCUGUUUCUGCUUCCGAUUUCUCUCAUGGAGAUUUGUGGGUCCGACAUGCGAAAUCUGGAGGUUUUUGCUGGAGUUUAGAGGAAAAGAACCCAGAAGGCUAUUGUGCAACAAAGUCAAAUAUUUUGUUGAUUUGCUGCAAUAUCUGGGUUUUCAAUGUAAUUCGGGUGUAUUCAAGCAGCAGCAUUGAUCUUUGUUUCGAUGAGGAAGAAGAGGAAAGGGAGUGAAGCUGAUGCAUCUCCUGAGGUGUUAACCAAUUUUGCAGCAUCCCAUGAAUCGAGAUCAUCUAAUCUUAGAUCUCAUUACUCUCUAGAAGACUAUGUGAGGAUAAAAAAGAGGUGCAAAGAAGAUGUGAUUACCCAACCUAUUGGUUCUUGUAAGAGUAGACUUGCAGGCAUUGCUACUGCUCCCCCUUGUGGUGCCUCAUCUUUGGUCCCACCAGGGAGAGGUCUGAAGAGGAAGAUAGGGUGCAUAGAUGUAAUUACUCGAACAGGUCGGAAGAAUAAGAUUGAGGAUGACUAUGUUAAGGGUGGCACAAUCGGUCAAGGGAAAUUUGGGUCAGUGUGGUUGUGUCGAUCUAAGAGUACUGGAGAGGAAUUUGCCUGUAAAACUUUGCAGAAAGGUGAGGAGACAGUGCAUAAGGAGGUGGAGAUAAUGCAGCACUUAUCUGGUCAUCCUGGGAUUGUGACUUUGCAGGCCGUGUAUGAGGAGCAGGACUGUUUUCAUCUUGUAAUGGAGUUGUGCCCUGGAGGGCGAUUGAUUGACCAAAUGGUGGAGGGUCGGUAUUCAGAGCAGCGAGCAGCCAAGAUUUUCAAGGAUGUUAUGUUGGUUAUUAAGUAUUGUCAUGAUAUGGGAGUUGUGCACAGAGAUAUAAAGCCUGAGAAUAUUCUCCUUACAACUUCAGGAAAUAUAAAGCUGGCAGAUUUUGGUCUGGCAAUGAGAAUUUCCGGUGGUCAGACCUUGUCUGGUUUGGCUGGAAGUCGAGCUUAUGUUGCACCUGAGGUCCUUUUAGGGAACUAUUCUGAGAAGGUCGAUGUAUGGAGUGCUGGUGUAUUGCUGCAUGCUCUCUUGGUUGGUGUUCUUCCAUUUCAAGGCCACUCCUUAAAAGAAGUGUUUGAAGCAAUCAAGAAUGUAAAGCUUGAUUUCCACACAGGGAUAUGGGAAUCAAUAUCUAAACCAGCACGUGAUCUGAUAUCAAGAAUGCUGACAAGGGAUGUUUCAGCAAGGAUAACCGCAGAUGAAGUACUCAGGCAUCCAUGGAUAUUGUUCUACACGGAGUGCGCAUUGAAGACAUUAUCCAUCAAAUCAAAAUCAAAGAACCAAGUAAUCAGAUCUUCCCAACAAGUUCUAAUCUCACCUGGAUCAGAGUCAAAUGUAAACAGGGUCCUGGGUGGCCCUCAUGCUCAGGGUCUACACACACUAUUAACAUCUGAUAAUUCUAGCCGUAAGUCUGAGGAACAAGAUGAAAGUGAUUUUGUGGAUGCACUUGCUGUAGCAAUUUCACAUGUGAGGAUUUCAGAGCCCAAGAGAAGCAGACUCUGUAGUCCUGCAGGACCAAGAGAGCAGCAACAUUCAGUUAACUUGACGGCUAACAAUCUCUGUAGAGCAUUUUGAUCCUGCUGAUGGACUGACACCACUAACAUGAUUAUUAUCUCCACUGUUUUUUGAGCUGGGGAUUUGGAAUUAACUUGCCCUGGUGCAAUUGCCUGUGGAGUGGGCAGACGUGAUGCUUACAAGAGAAGAACAACACUGGUGACUUUCUUUUUGACGCAUUUGACUUCUGCGUCUUUGUUAACUAAAUAAUUCCUUUUAGCCAAAUGAUUUAGGAGGUUGAAUUCAUGUACAGAAUUAUGUAAAUAGAAUGUUUCAAUGCAUACUACUAUUAUGUUCUGUUUCCUAAUAUGAUAAAAGAGUGAAAUACAA
Messenger RNA from Rubroshorea leprosula, 2034 nucleotides. The record is from the annotation of a GenBank genome assembly. Lineage: Eukaryota; Viridiplantae; Streptophyta; Magnoliopsida; Malvales; Dipterocarpaceae.